AUGCCGUUGCUCACCUGUCACAGGAUCAAAAAUCCUCUAGAAGGAAUCCCAUACGACGAGUUGAUGAGCGAAGUCACUGCCUAUGCCAAAGAAGAAGGCCUUGAGGAUAUUGUCUUACUGUUAAAGAAGGGUGCUCUCGUUGGCCAGGACAAGGACUCCCCUCAAGCCUCCACCGCGUUGACCGAAGAUGACCGAGAUAUUCUGCGUACGGAGGUGACUAGCCGUUGGAAACACCCGAAGAUCCUCUAUUUCACGAUCAUUCUGAACUCCAUCGCUGCGGCCAUCCAAGGCUGGGACCAGACAGGUUCGAAUGGUGCCAACCUGACCUUCGAUGUGGCUUUCGGUAUCCCAAACAACUCCCCUGCUUGUGGUGACAGCGCUACCUGUAACAAGAACCAAUGGAUCGUGGGACUCAUCAAUGCGAUACCUUACAUCACUAUCUGGCUCUUUGCUGGCUGGUUAUCUGAUCCCCUUAACAACUUGCUUGGCCGCAAAGGUACCAUCUUCUUUGCCGCAAUUUUCAGUUUGCUCGCACCAAUCGGCGCCGCUUUCACUCAGACCUGGGGCCAGCUGGUGGCUUGCCGUGUUAUGUUGGGCAUCGGGAUGGGCCUGAAGGAAGUGACAGUCCCCGUGUACUCUGCUGAGAAUGCACCAACCAACAUUCGCGGUGGCCUUGUUAUGUCCUGGCAAGUAUGGACAGCCUUUGGAAUCUUCCUGGGGACAUGUGCCAACCUGGCCGUUGCCAACACCGGGCGUAUCUCGUGGCGCUUGCAGUUAGGAUCCGCCUUCAUUCCUGCGGUUCCUCUGGUACUCGGUAUCUGGUUCUGCCCUGAGUCUCCUCGCUGGCUUAUUAUCAAGGGACGGCAUCGAGAUGCGUACAAUUCUCUCCUGCGUCUUCGAAACUCCAAUCUCCAGGCAGCUCGGGAUCUGUAUAUGAUCCACUCGCAGCUUGUCGUGGAAAAGAAGGCACUCAUAGAAUCCGGCUUUGCGAAGAACAACAAUAUGUUUGCGCGAUUCAUCGAGCUCUUUACCGUCCCACGACUGCGUCGUGCAACCCAGGCUUCGGGAAUUGUCAUGAUCGCGCAGCAGAUGUGUGGAAUCAACAUCAUCUCUUUCUAUUCCUCGACGGUCUUCUCGCUCGCUGGCGCAAAUGACAUGCACGCACUGCUUGCAUCUUUUGGAUUCGGACUGAUUAACUUCAUUUUCGCGUGGCCUGCAGUCUGGACCAUUGACAGCUUUGGCCGCCGAGGCUUACUGCUUUUCACUUUUCCUCAAAUGUUCUGGACUCUUCUGGCCGCUGGUCUGUGUUUCUAUAUCCCGCAGAGCAGCACCGCACAUCUCGGCAUGGUCGCGUUCUUCAUUUACCUCUUCGACGCUGUUCCUCUCUCCCAUCGUGAAAUCGGAAUGGCCUGGGCUGUCGCGACCAACAAUUUCUGGGCUUCCAUCCUGUCCCUGACAUUCCCCAAGAUGUUGCGUGCUUUGACUCCCCAGGGUGCCUUUGGAUUCUAUGCAGGGCUCAACGUCAUUGCUUUGGUGAUUAUCUUCCUUUUUCUGCCCGAGACGAAGCAGCGUUCCCUGGAAGAACUCGAUUAUGUGUUCGCGGUGCCCACCCGUACCCACGCCAAGUACCAGCUUACCCAGGUUCUUCCUUGGUGGAUCAAGCGCUACAUUUUCAGGCGUAAGGAUUCAACUUGUCCAGAGCUCUACCGGAUCAAGGAGCGACUUGCGGAGCGUGUUAUUCCGGACAACGGCGACGAGGCGGGGAAGAAAAUGUGCACUGAGCAGACAGAGGCUGUCUAA
Penicillium chermesinum is the source of this 1800-nucleotide messenger RNA. RefSeq names its product Major facilitator superfamily domain general substrate transporter. The record is from RefSeq and is a predicted model, not a curated record. The transcript is spliced from 6 exons. NCBI's taxonomy places the organism in Eukaryota, Fungi, Ascomycota, Eurotiomycetes, Eurotiales, Aspergillaceae. Bases 1 to 1800 code for a protein of 599 amino acids. Gene Ontology annotation, molecular function: myo-inositol:proton symporter activity. Gene Ontology annotation, biological process: transmembrane transport. Gene Ontology annotation, cellular component: membrane.